AGUUGCUUUUGAGCUGGCGCGUUGUUCAGUUUGUUGUGCGUUGCCUUCACGUGUUGUGUUGUGUAGUUUUUAUUGUGAAGAAGAAAAAUAAAGUGAGGUGAUCUUCCGAAAAAAAAUCCGCUGAAAAUCAGUUAUUUAAAUAAAAUUGAUUCCAUCUGCAACACUCUUCCUUGCGGGGAGCGCCUCACUUGGAGAUUUUGGGAGAGGAAAUCAAAUAAAAUUAAAAAAAAAAACGACUGAUCUUACGUGAUGGUGCUGUGCGACAAUGAUUUGGACACGUCGAGUAUAUCGCAGAAAUGGCAGAAAUUGCGAAGACGUUGCGCGAGCUUCAAGGCCACAGCAUCGGGACCAUCAUCAUUGGAUUCCGACACUAAUUACAUACUAACAGACACCCCGGCAUCGUAUACCCUCCUGGGGCAACGCGAUGAUCAACUGACCACGUGGAGGGCGGAUGGGGCACACCUGUGGCGUCGUAGUGAUUCCGCUGACAAGUACAGGUAUCACGAGUACCGCGACAUCAAUGUCAAUCGACCGGAUGUGGCGGAUAAAUUGAGUGCGAAACCCCCAAUUGGGUUACGGGAGCCAGUGUGGCGAGAUCACGACUGGGAGUGUUCAGUGAAGCGGUACGAAGAGCUGCCCGAGACGCCAAGAGUGAUGGGAAGACGGGAGAGGCUGCAGUACUACAGUGCAACAGAUGAACGGAAGUCCACGACCCCACAGCAGAGGAAGAAGUUGAGCUUCAGCAUGGACAGCGACAGUGGGAUCCCCAUUCCCGCAGCCAAGGAGAAGGAAUCUAAAUUCCCACUGCUGAAGACCUUCAAAUCCGCCUCGAUGCGUCUGCCGGGACAGAAGUCCUCCAUUCAGGAGGUGCAGCAACUGCUGCGGAAUAAAUUUACACGCCUCCAUGCGGGGCUGAGGAAGAGACGCGCCCUGUCUGUUCAGGAGGUUUUCCACACACCGCCCCCAUCGCAGUUCUACGUCCCAUCACCGGGUCACGAUGAGUACUGCGAGAGUGAUGGCCCAGCAUCAUUGCCCUUUGCUGUAAAUGGGGAUCGUUCACCUGAUCGCAGGCAGCAACAGCCAGCUAAAUUGCCAGAGAGAUCCACAGUGCGAUCGUGCGAACGCUCCUCGGUGCGAUCUUCAGCGCGAUCUCCACCAUCGAGGAUUGGAUCGCAGGCUGUGGCAAAGACACCAAGUCGCCAGGUGCCGGCAUCGAAGCUGCCGCUCACGGCGAAGAAGCCAAUUUUUGCAAUUGGUGGUCGUGUUAGUCAAGCCCCAGGGCCCCCAAAGAGUCCCCCCGUUGAAGGGCCCAAAGUCCGUGUUCGUCCACGCAGCCACUCCCCACUGAAGAACGGAACAGUGCGCAGCAGAGAAUCCGUUGGCUUCUUAGAGCGCAUCAACAAGCUAAUGGGGCAACAGCAGCUGCCACCGCGACCGGUGUCAACCACCAAUGCUGCCCCAAAGAAGCGAUCAACGUCCAUUGCAACCGUGAAGUGUGACACAGUUGUCGGCCGGACACCCACUCCGCCUGCAAGGAGGGCACUCAAGACACAACCGGAAGCCCCAAAACCGCCCACGCGUGACCGGAAAUCCAAACAGUCAGUGACUUCUUUGGCUGACAGAGAACUCCAUUCUGAGCUGUCGGAGGCGGAAGAGAGUAAAUUCUGCACAUUGCCACGCGGUGGGAAUGGUUUUACCAUUCGCCAGGCAAAGUUUUGCAAAGGAAAUGGCGCCAAAGGACUCGGGUUCUCCAUUGUGGGCGGCAAGGAUUCCCCAAAGGGUGCAAUUGGGAUCUACGUGAAGACAAUCUACAGUCAUGGGCAGGCAGCUGAGAAGGGAACUCUCAAAGAAGGCGAUGAAAUUCUUUCGGUUAACGGCAAGACUCUCCAGGGUCUAUCCCACCAGGAAGCCAUAGAUGUCUUCAAGUCCAUUAAAACAGGAGAUGUUGUGAUGCUCUUCGGUCGAAGGCAGCCAAAACGUCCACCUGAAAAUGUCCCCAGAAAAUAAAGGAAAAUACGAAAAUAAUUUAAAAUCUAAAAAUAUUUUUAAUUAAAAAAUAUGUCUGCCAAAAAAACAAAAAUUUCCAUCUCUAUAACAUUUAUACAUUAAAAAAGAAAUAAUUUAAUGUCAGUUUUUUUUUUCGUUUUGAUCUGUGAUGUUUUCCUGAGCGAGAGAGUACUUUUGUAUAUAGCGAAUUUUUGUGUGAAAUUUUGAUUUAAAAAUAAGAGAUAUUUAUUAGAAUUAAUUAAUAAAAAGAGAAAGAAAAUUAUGUUGUUAACCAAAUAACUCGACCAAAUGUCAAA
Messenger RNA from Lutzomyia longipalpis, 2303 nucleotides. RefSeq names its product pro-interleukin-16-like. NCBI's taxonomy places the organism in Eukaryota, Metazoa, Arthropoda, Insecta, Diptera, Psychodidae. The transcript is spliced from 5 exons. The record is from RefSeq and is a predicted model, not a curated record. The coding region runs from base 250 to 2007 and encodes 585 amino acids. Gene Ontology annotation, molecular function: protein binding.